Raphanus sativus (radish) is the source of this 528-nucleotide messenger RNA. RefSeq names its product protein RALF-like 17. Bases 94 to 321 code for a protein of 75 amino acids. NCBI's taxonomy places the organism in Eukaryota, Viridiplantae, Streptophyta, Magnoliopsida, Brassicales, Brassicaceae. The transcript has a single exon. The record is from RefSeq and is a predicted model, not a curated record.
CAUAAAAAAAAUAAGACAGUAAAGAAAGAACCAAAGCUUUUUAAGCAGUUCGGUUAGUCUAUUAUAAUUUGAUUUAGACAAAGUGUCUGAUCUAUGGCUGCAUCCAGAGAAUUUAUCAUAUGUUGCCUCUUAACACUUCUUUUGUGCACUUUCUACAUGAGAGUCGAGUCUGGUGCUGUAGACAUCAGAGGAGGAUGUGGUGGAGGCGACGGCAGUUUUCAGGAAGAUAAUGAGCGGUGUGUAGAGAAGGUCAAAGAUGACGACGACGAUGAUGUGGAUGAUGUUUUCAAAGUGAUUAACAAGAUGAGGAUAUAUGCUUGAUCAUGGUUCUUAAUUUUCUCUUAAUUAUAUAUAUAGGGGACUUUAUAUUCAAAUAUUUUGUUCGUUUUAAUUUUAUUUUCUUAAGCUUGUUUCUCGUUUUUUUUUUUCAUGGGGUCGAUUCUUUUGUAUUUUUGUUAAUUUAUCCUUGCUUUCCCCGCAUAAUGAGAGAAAUUGUGAGGUAUGAGACUAUUUUUGGCAUUAUUUUUA